AUCCGUGGUUUCAAUGUGACCUGCGCCGCCAUAGUGAAUGUAAAGGACUGCACGCCAGCUCUCAAGUGCACUUAAUAUAACACAAAGCAAGUGGAUGAGGAUUGUCAGACACUGAACAAAAGUCACGUUCAACAGCCGUCACCUUCAAAGGGCAUCAGUUCGUAAUGGCAGAUAACAUCCAGGAGAAACUGAAGGAGUACCGCACAGCGCCGUUUGAUGCGCGCUUCCCCAACCAGAACCAAACCAGAAACUGCUGGCAGAAUUACUUGGAUUAUCAUCGAUGCCAUAAAGCCCUGGAUGCCAAAGGUGUAGACACAGCCCCAUGUGACUGGUACAAGAGGGUCUACAAGUCUCUCUGUCCUAAUUCCUGGAUUGAGAAGUGGGACAAUCAGCGGGAUGAUGGAACGUUCCCUGGCAAAAUCUGAAGAUCUCCAAAGUACCUGCAUCAGGGGAACCCAAACCCGUCCGUCUGUGGCAUCGUCUCACCUGCAGCUGAGCAGGGCCGCAUUACUGUCUGUUCAAAUAAAUGCACCUGACCAGCUGAAUGAUGAGAGAGAGAUUAAUACUGUCAUUCCUUAUUUAAAUUAAUGUACUGCAGAUUCUGCAUUAAACUCAGGUGUUGCUAUGUGAA
Molecule: messenger RNA, 631 nt
Organism: Paramisgurnus dabryanus
Lineage: Eukaryota; Metazoa; Chordata; Actinopteri; Cypriniformes; Cobitidae
Gene: cox6b1
Product: cytochrome c oxidase subunit 6B1
Cellular component (GO): respiratory chain complex IV; mitochondrion
Source: RefSeq, a predicted model, not a curated record